Messenger RNA from Eimeria acervulina, 3486 nucleotides. RefSeq lists its product as hypothetical. NCBI's taxonomy places the organism in Eukaryota, Apicomplexa, Conoidasida, Eucoccidiorida, Eimeriidae. The coding region runs from base 1 to 3486 and encodes 1161 amino acids. The record is from RefSeq and is a predicted model, not a curated record. The transcript has a single exon. Gene Ontology annotation, molecular function: metal ion binding.
AUGAAGUGCACAGCAGCAGCAGAGCCUAGCCGCAGCAGCAGCACUCCCUUGGAUGCGCAGCAAGAAGCAGCAGCAGCACCAGCAGCAUCAGCAGCAGCACCGGGACCGUCAUCGCCAGCAGAAGCAGCAGAAGCAGCAGAAGCAGCAGCAGUAGCAGCAGCAGCAGCACCUGCUGCGCCUUUAACAUUGCACAAUUCGAAGCAACACAAUCAGCAGCAGAAUGUGUCUGCAGCAGAGGAAUAUAUGCGCACACCAGCCAUAGCUUCUUUGCUGCUGGUUCCGAGCUUGAAUGGGGCAUCAGCAGCAGCAGCAGCAGCUUCUGCUGCUGCUGCUGCUGGCAGUGCGCAGCAGUCGGAAAUAGAUACAGGUAGCAGCUGGCCGCAGCUGCAGCAAGACACCGAUAUGGAGCUGAGGACCCCGCAGCAGCAGGUGCAACAGCAGCUGCAGCAGCUACAGCUGCAGCAGCUGCAGCAGCUGCAGCAGCACUUGCAGCAGCAGCUUCAGCAGCAGGCUCGACAGCAGCAACAGCAGCAGCUGCAGCAAGGGCCAAACAGUAGUUCAACACACGGCUGCGAGCAGAGCCUGCUGCUGCAGCAGCUGCAGCAGCUGCUGCAGGUGCCCCGCACAGAAGGGCCCCCUCUUGUGUCUCUUCUGUCUCAGCCAAGCAGCAAACACAACAAGAGGCACCGCCAACAACGCAGACAGCGGCAGCAUCGGCGGAGGCAGCAGCAGCAGCAGCAGCAGCAGCAGCCCCAGCAGCACCCGCAGCGGACGUCGCAGCAUGAGCAGCAGCAUAUACAGCAGGAUGAGCUGCAGCAGCAAGACUUACAGCAGCGAGAGGAACAGCAGCAGCAGCAGGAACAGCAGCAACAGCAGCUGAAGCAGCAGCCUUUCCCUGCAGCAGAAGAAGCCCUACUCAUGCUUGUGGACGCCCCGGCAGCAGAUGGCUGGCGCUCUCAGCAGCAGAAGCAGCAGCAGCCUCAGCAGCAGAAGCAGCAGCAGAAGCAGCAGCAGAAGCAGCAGCAGAAGCAGCAGCAGAAACAGCAGCAGAAGGAAGGGGAGAAAGAAGCAGAGCAGCUAGACCAGCAAGAGCUGCUCCAGCAAUUAGUAGUUAUGCCGCAGCGACUACAGCCGCUGCAGCAAAAGCAGCAAACGGGCAGCAGCAGCAGCAAACAGUCUCUCAACAGGCGCAGCAGCAGCACCUUGAGCAGUAGCACCGCAGCAGCAACAGGCAGCUGCAGCAGCACCGGCGGCCGCAACAGUACUAGCAGCCUGACGGCUUCUGCUGGUUCUAUUCCUGCUGCUGCUGCUGUUGCGCCCGCUGCUAUCCCUGGAAGCAGCAGCAGCAGCAUAGAGGAGGCCGCGGAGAUAUCAGAUGUGCUUCCGCUGCUUCUGGGCAUGUCAUUAGGUGGACGAGCAGCAGCAGCAGCAGCGCCAGCAGCAGCAGCAGCAGCUCCUUGCAUCCCUUCCUCUCCUGCGCAUGCAUAUCCAUCUGGGCGCAGCCACAGCCACGCGACCCCUAGCAGCAGCAGCAGCAGCAGCAGCAGCAGCAGCAGCACGCGAUCUCGCCCUUCUCUGUCUCUUCCUUCGCUGCAGCAGCGCAUGCAGAAGACAAAGAUGUGCCGAUUUCAUUCUCAGGGUUGCUGCAGCAAGGGGCCCCUCUGCGUCUUCGCACAUGACGAGAAAGAGUUAAGAGAGAGGCCUAAUCUGCUGCGCACCCGUCUCUGUCCUUUCAUGCUGCUCUCAUUACCAGGUGUAUCUGCAGUAGGAGCUGCAGAAGCAGGGGGGCCCCCUCAACUUUCUUCUCUAUCUUCCCCUGCUGCUGCUGCUGCUGCUGCUGCUGCUGCUGCUGCUGGUGCUGGUGCUGGUGUUUCUGGCGGUGCAGGGGGCCCCCAGCAGCAACAGGGUACACGGGGGCCCCCCUACUGCAGCAGAGGAGAUGCAUGCAAGUUUGCCCAUUCAUUAGAAGAGCUUAGGUCUACCCCUGAAUUUUUUAAAACUGCUGUUUGCCCUCUGCAUGCAGCAGGGGGCCCCCACGGCUGUCCUUCAGGGGCCUCCUGUCGCUUCGCGCAUGGUGAGGCAGAGCUGCGCCCGAGGCCUCAUGCGGGGCCCCCUCCAAGACAAUCAGCAGCAGCAGCAGCAGCAGCUGCUGCUGCUGCUGCUGCUGCUGCUGGGGCUGCUGGGGCACCUGCACCUGGAGGGAAAGCGGCAUCAAGCACCCCAGCUGCUGCAACAGGAACUGCUGCUGCUCCUGCUCCUGCUGCUGCUCAUACACAUACAAGAGCAAGCUGGGGAGGUAGGGGGGCCCCUACGGGGCCCCAGGGGCUGUGGGGUGUGAAGGAGACGGGAGACAGCAGCAGUUUAUGGAGAGGCCCCCGUCAGAGCAGCAGCAGCAGCAGCAGCAACAGCAACAGCAGCAACAAGAGAGACGCUUGGCAGCGGAUCCGUAGAGAAACCCAUCCCCCCGCAAGUAUAGAUUCGCAGCUCAGCCCUGCUGCUGCUGCUGCUGCUGCAGAACACAAGGAGCCCCCGAUGUACAGAGUAUCGGAUGCAGCAUCUCUCAAGUGGCGCAAAUCGCAGCAGCAGCAGCAGCAGCAACAGCAGCAGCAGCAGCAGCAGCGGCAGGCCGAGUUGGCUGAAGAGUGGCUGCAUGCAGAAGGCAUAGGGGGUAGUAACAACGACAGCAGCAUCUGCAGCAGCAACAUAGGAGAAGGAAGCUGGGGGUUGGGGGCCCCACAGGCCCCUUUUGACCCGCAGCAUGCGCUGCAGGAGUUGCUUAUUUAUGCGCUACAGCAGCAGCAACAGCAACAGCAGCAGCAGCAACAGCUGCAGCUGCAGCAGCAGCUACAGCAGCAAUUGCAGCAGCAACUGCAGCAGCAGCAGCAAAACCACUUCGAUCUUUCAGGAGUGACGGCUCUUAUAGAGUCUUUAGGAGGGGGCGCGCGCCUCUCGCAUCAUCCCUUUGGCGGCAGCAACAACAGCAGCAGCAGCAGCAACAGUAGCAGCAGCAGCAACACUCUGCUGCAGCACCCAGCAGCAGCUGGAAGCUGGCUGCCUGCCUCAUUAGAUGAAAGAGUAAUGGGGGGCCCCCCAGCAGCAAGACAGCAGGGGCCCAUAGACAUAGCUACAGCAAUAGCUGCUGCUGCUUGCAGCAUGACACAGCAGCAAGUGGAGCAGCAGCAGCAGCAGCAGGAGCUGCUUCAGCAGCAGCAGGGGCUGCUUCAGCAGCAGCACGAGUUGCUGCUGCAGCAGCCGCAGCAAUCAUUUGUGGUACAGAGCGAAGUGUUGCCCACGGCGGAGCCUCUUAGCAGCAGCAGCAGCAGCAGCAGUAACAGCAGCAGCAACAGCAGCAGUAACAGCAGCAGCAGCAGCAGCGAUCUGAAGCAGAUAGGAGGGACCCCAGCAGAAUUUGCCUCCGAGUCUUCUACUGUCUGCCCCGUCUCCAUAACAACUGUCUGCAUUCAAAGCAACAAAGACUUCAAGUAG